AGAGGCGUGUCCAUGGACCAGUAUAAAGUCCAAGGAGAGCCACUCGUGUUGAGCCAUUCUCAGGAGCGAGUCCUUUACACUGCACACCGGCAAGAGGAGGAAACUGCAGCUGUUACUUAAAACGCUGCCUUUUGAUGACCUGCUUUGCAUUUGGACACUUGUAGACCAGAUUUUUUGGUGUUUCAUUUAGAGGGCGGGCGAGCCUCCGGACUCAAACUCGAAGAGAGAGCAAGACACACCUGAACACAGUGGUGGAUAUCCUUCCUGCAACUGUUCAUUUCAACAUAACAAAAACUAGUUCUUAUCACCACUACAUUCGCCAGCCGAGCAGAUCAAGAGCAGGCUCCAAUUUCUGCGCUGUGAAAUUGAAUCAGAGGAACAGAGAGGCAAUACAGCAGAGGCUUUGUAUCUCUGCAACUGAAACACUAACCAGCUGAAAAUAUCAAAGACUAUCCUGGACAAACCUCAAACCUCCCUUGCAGGUCUAAAAUCUGCUGUUGAAGUAGAAAGUGAUCAAAAGCUGCACAACACUCAGAGGAGAGGGAAGCCAAGGGGAGCAUAUACGCGGGCGAAGGACUGCGUGCAGGUGCCGGGGCUGCCAUGGUGCGUGGAGGUGGCGUGGCAGUAGCUCCGUCCUGCUGGGGCCUUUGGGCAUUUGGUGCCCUGUCGCUGGUGGCACUGUGCUUGUCGGACCAAGCCAUCCGUUGCCCGGUGUGCUCCGAGGAGAGGUUAGCCAGCUGUCGUCUGCCGGAUGGCUGUGAGGAGACUGUGCGGGAGCCCGGCUGUGGCUGUUGCCCCACCUGCGCCCUGCCAAAAGGGGCUCACUGUGGUGUCUACUCGCCCCGUUGUGGCACGGGCCUCCGCUGCUUCCCGCCACGUGGCGUAGAGAGGCCACUGCACUCACUGAUGCACGGCCAGGGGGUGUGCACUGAUGAGAGAGAGGUGGAGGACAACUCAGCAAUGGACAGGCAGGAUGAGAUCAUUCCUGACCACCCAAACAACAGCAAUAUCCGGUGCAGUCCACAGGACAAGCGUUGCAUACAGAAGACCCUGGCGAGACAUCCUCCAAAAUCCACAAAUCAGAGAAGCAACACCGCCAGGGAGGAGACCAAGGCAGCGCUGGCUCCAUGUCGUGCUGAGCUACAGAGAGCGCUGGACAGACUGGCGUCAAACAGCCGCACACAUGAUGAUCUCUUCACGAUCCCCAUACCCAACUGUGACAAGAACGGAGAUUUCCACCCUAAACAGUGUCAUCCCGCACGUGACGGACUGCGGGGAAAGUGCUGGUGUGUGGAUCAGAAGACGGGCAUGAGGCUGCCAGGCCCACUAGAGCUUCGAGGGGAUCUGGACUGCCACCAGUUAAUGACUGCUACGCUGAGAGAUUGAAGAGUGGAGAGGCAGUGAGGGUGCAGUACCAGCUGAAUUCAACUGCCGUUUAUUAGUAGAACUACACGAGGAAAGGACUUUGCUCUAAAGCCUCACUUCACCUGAGGCCAACGGUACUUGAGCCUGUACAACAAAAAGGAAACCAAUGAUUUGAGUUCUUUUGCUAUUUUGUUUGUGUGUGAGAGUAUGUGAGUCUUUUGAGCACUUGUUGUGUAUUGUUUCUACUAUGUGAACUUAAGACUGUUAAGUCUUAAGAUACAUGUGCUUUAAAGUUACAGGUGGCAGAAAAUAACCUUCCACAGAUAACAGUUGUAAUUGAGCAAAAUGUGUUGUUUUCCUGAGUCUAACAAUAGGGUUUUCUUGAAAAGUAUGAAAAUGCAUCAACAUACCAGAUAAUCAGACCUAAACUACAACAGGGUCUGUUAACAUUUGUUUUAAUCUCUCUGGAGCACUAGACCAGUUAGAAUUACUGCAUUAGGACUAUCCAGAAAGAUAAAUCAAAGGAUUGCAUACUAGUUUUUCACACAAUUUGCGGAAUUGGUUGUAACAUAUAGCUCUUAUUCUACUGCCCUAUAUGUCUUAAACCCCACCCAUCUGGUCAGAAGGUUAAAACAAAGCACAAAAAGUGUUUGCAAACACAAAGUCUAGUUCAGCAACAACACAAGAGUAGCAAUAAAAGAUUGGAUGACAACAGAUAAAAUGAAAAAAGAAACAGGGGAAACAAAGGAAUGCAACAAACCCCUGCUAUGAGUUACCAAAUGAUAAGCCAUAGCUUUUCACAACAUCAAGACCAAAGUGAAAAGGGAUUUAGUUUGAACAACUGUAUCUCUGAAAGGCCAGAAUGGAUGUGCUUCAUCUCCCGGCGGUUAACUCUGCUUGCUCUCUUUGCCGAAGAGCUCUCUCUAGCAUCGAGCUCCAGAGGGACUUGCAGCAUAGCGGGGCUAGAAACUCUGUACACUGCUGAUAGGAUAAUCUCAUUUCUCCAGCUGGUGCUAAAAUGCCAGUGUGUCUUUCAUGUUUGGAUGAAUAUGCUUCAACAUACAGGAUUUUUCUCCAAACAGACUGCUUGGCAGAACUUUGGUGGUGCUAUAUACUGAUUGUGCCAAAAUACAAAAAAAAAAAUUGUUGGGCAUUUUUUAGGAUUGUAACAGAAAACUGGGACUUUGAGGAAGUGGAGCAAUUAGCAUCAGCAAGUGCGAGGAUCACCUAAAUGUGUGACCAUCUGCACUAGCUAUUGGCAAAGGCUGCUUUCAAUGUGUGUUUUGAAUGUUAUUGUUAAAAUAUGAAAGAAACAUCCAACCUUGGUGCUGCACUAUCACUGCAGCUACAACUGGCUAAUUUGUUCAUUGGCCAGUGCUGUAAAUUGCAGAUGUGAUGUGUCUCAAAUAUACAAGCAGAGUGUCAUACGUUUGAAUGAUUAAGCUCCUAGCAGCAUAGCAACUCCUACUUAACAUGAAGCUUUGAAUGGAGGAGGUGCAGCAGUAAAGAUAGCAUAAUGAUUAUGUGGAAACCAGAAUUUCCUCUUUUAAUUUGACAAGUGUUCAGCGUUCAUAUCAUCUGUAGGGCAUCCCACUAAUAAGUAAAGGAGUGUUUUACCAGUGCAAAUGACGUAGCUACUCAUCAAAUAUUUUAGAUACUGUAGGCAAGACUGGCAAUUUUCUUAUAGCAGUUUGAUUGUAAAGCAUUGUGAGCAGAGCAGCAGGUUUAAGCUAGUGGUGGUGUUUGGACAGCCUGCUCUAUCUGUUCCAUGGGACACUUUGGUUAUAAAUGAUUCAAGCACAAAUUCAUCUUGUGUGGAUAUAGACGGCCAGUAUUAGUGUUGCUGUACCACGCAGAACAGCAUCAAUGUCAACCUAACAAAUCAUUGGUGUGUAGAUUACAGUGUAGUAAUGUCAGAUAUGUUGAAAAGAAGAAAAAAAAGAUAACAAGACAGCUACUCUCACACAGUUUUGGUUCUUUCUGUCUCCACACACUCAUAUUGCAUCCGGUGAGCUUUAAAUAGAACUAUUAGAGCACAACACUCUGAAGGGAGGUCCAUUCAGCUCCACACAGUUAUUAAAAAGUGCCAUGAAAACUAUUACUGUUAUCAUUAUUAUCAUGCAUUUUUCCAUAUUAAAUUCGGUCCAACUUUUUCUCCCCCUAAAAUGCAGAAGUAUAUGCAUAUAUAAAUAGUAGUGAGUGAGAAAAGUAAACUCCUGUAAUUGUGGUGCUAUUCUCAUUCGGUUAUCGUGCGAGGGAGAAGAACAUAAAACCUUCAGCUGUGAAAUGUAGUUGCUCUCACCCAGUAAUCUCAACACAGCAAAGUGAGGACAGUUAGAUACUGUAUGGGCCAGCCCAAUCCCAAAAUCAACAUCAGACUGAGGAUUUCUUUAACGUAUCUUCAGUAGAUCUUGAAGCUUCAUGAAGGUGACAUUUUGUAAAACAAUCUUUCUACUAAACUAAACUUAAGAACUUGAAUGGUGUGUUUUUAGUGCACUUUGUCAUUUUGCUUCAAAACUCACUUAAGAAAUUGGAAAAAAAAUAACUUAAAGAGAAUUACAAUUAAUUUGCAAUAGAUUCAUAUCCUAUAUGUUUAUUCAUUACAAACUAAACUAAUAGAAAUGAUCUAAGGAAACAAAACUACAUACUACAUACAAGAAACGUAAUCAUAUCACUGAAACCAGUGGUCAGUUUGCUGGAAACAAUGUAUUGCCACCUGAUGACCAAUUUUGCUUGUCACUACAAAAAGAAAUGUAUGCUAAGGUAGUUCACCAAAACACAGAGAGAUAGAUAGGAGAUGGUAUGGAUGGAGAAUCAUUGCUACAGCUUACAAUUGUCAAAAACCAAAUAUCAUAAAACUUGUUCCAAAGAUUACAAGCAUCUGGAGACAUCAAUAUUCAUUCAGUGAACUGCAUGCACAAACUCCUUCUAAUCAUUACCAUUAACUAAUAAAUUGUUACUAAACACAUUUCUCUAUUAAUGGUAACAUUUGAGAGAGUAAAUGGCAAAUGGUUUCGGCUUUGACAUUGUAAAGGCCUUCUAACUAUAAACUGUGUAUUUACGUAAACUAUAAUACGCUGCUUGAUCUCUAACCUUGCUGUAAUGAACUGUAAUUGCAUUUCUCGCGAAUAGACUGUCCCUGUUUGCCUUUGAUAUUAUCUAUUAACGUUCAGAAGAUAUGAAUUAAUGUUUGCAUGCAUACAAAUGGACCAGGGUUGGAAAUAUAAGUCUUGUGUAUAUUGUCCUGAACAAGACCACUGUAAUAAAACACCAUGUGUGAUGAAAGAACUGAAAUAUAGAGUUUCAACCAAUGAGACGAUCAGUUACAUUGUAAAUGUUGACCUGAUGAAAUUGUACACAUUGUAAUAAAUCAAUUAAAACACUUUAGAAACUA
Anarrhichthys ocellatus (wolf-eel) is the source of this 4759-nucleotide messenger RNA. Its product is annotated as insulin-like growth factor-binding protein 4. Gene Ontology annotation, cellular component: extracellular region. The transcript has 4 exons. Gene Ontology annotation, biological process: regulation of insulin-like growth factor receptor signaling pathway. Gene Ontology annotation, molecular function: insulin-like growth factor II binding; insulin-like growth factor I binding. The record is from RefSeq and is a predicted model, not a curated record. The coding region runs from base 601 to 1386 and encodes 261 amino acids. Lineage: Eukaryota; Metazoa; Chordata; Actinopteri; Perciformes; Anarhichadidae.